AUGAAUACCGUAGUUCAUCUGAUAAAAGAAUAUUAUGCAAUAAUUUUUGUAGUUUUUGUUAUAAUCGGAAUACUUAUAACAGGAUUUUUAAUAUUUAAUGUUCCAAAUGAUAGUUUAGAUUUAUUAAAUAAGUAUCGUGAUGUGAUGGUUGCAAAAAUUAAAGCUUUAGAAAAUAACUGGUAUAAUUUCAAUAAAGAUGAAGAAGAAAAAAUAUUUAAAGAUGUUAUUUAUAUAAAAAGCAAGAAAAAUAAAGAUAAUUUUGUGAAAAAUUUAAUUAAUUUGAUAAAGGAAUUGGAGGUAUUAAAGGGAAUUAAAGAAAAAUUUGAUAAAGAAAUAGAUGGUGCUAUGUAUUUUAAUGAUUCAAUGAUUAAUGUUAAAAUUUCUGAAUUAAAGAAAUCAAUGGAUGAAACCUUUUUGUUUCAUAUAAGAAAAUUCGAAAAGGAAUCUUAUGGUUUUUCACUAAAAUUACUUAAUUAUUUCGUUGAUGAAAAUUAA
Messenger RNA from Hepatospora eriocheir, 495 nucleotides. Lineage: Eukaryota; Fungi; Microsporidia; Hepatosporidae. The record is from the annotation of a GenBank genome assembly.